Cercocebus atys (sooty mangabey) is the source of this 2613-nucleotide messenger RNA. RefSeq names its product t-complex 11, testis-specific-like 1 (gene TCP11L1). The record is from RefSeq and is a predicted model, not a curated record. NCBI's taxonomy places the organism in Eukaryota, Metazoa, Chordata, Mammalia, Primates, Cercopithecidae. The transcript is spliced from 11 exons. Gene Ontology annotation, biological process: signal transduction. The coding region runs from base 420 to 2063 and encodes 547 amino acids.
UGGGGCGGAGGCUGGCGGGGCCCGCCUGGGAGGCGCGCGGUCCAAGUCGCAGGCAUCUCUUCGUCUCUUCCCGUCGGAUCCCGUCCCGGGAUGUCGGGGGCAGGCGAGGAAGAGGCGGGGUCCGCGGGCGGGUGGGGCUCACCCCUCAAGGCCGCCCUCUCGGCGCGCCCGCGUCCUCCCUGCUCCCGGCCCUGCCACUCCCUCGCUGGCCCGAACAGCUGUUUACAACGGAAUCCGGACGCCGGGCGCGAGUGGAGCUCAGUGCCAGAGGAGGUGAUUCCCGGCGCCGGGGACAGAGCCCCUUUCUUUUGCUGAAAGACCCUUUCUGCUGGGGAGCCUCUUGUGUCCAGCCUAGGCCCGCGUGCAGCCCCGACGGAUGACCGUCUUCUUGGCAAGAAAGUGGAUAAACUUAAUUGAGAAUGUCUGAAAACCUUGACAAGUCCAAUGUAAAUGAAGCAGGAAAAUCAAAAUCCAAUGAUUCUGAGCAAGGCCUCGAAGAUGCUGAAGAUGCUGUGGAAGGUGCUGAUGAAGCCUUACAGAAAGCAAUAAAGUCAGACUCCUCCAGCCCCCAAAGAGUGCAAAGACCUCACUCUAGUCCUCCUCGCUUUGUGACAGUAGAAGAACUUCUAGAGACAGCGAGAGGCGUCACCAACAUGGCUCUAGCCCAUGAAAUUGUAGUAAAUGGAGACUUUCAGAUUAAACCAGUUGAAUUACCGGAAAACAGCUUGAAGAAGAGAGUAAAGGAGAUUGUACAUAAAGCGUUUUGGGAUUGCUUGAGUGCACAGCUAAGUGAAGACCCCCCAGCGUAUGACCAUGCUAUCAAACUUGUAGGAGAAAUCAAAGAGACUCUCUUAUCUUUCUUGCUGCCUGGUCAUACUAGACUGAGAAACCAGAUAACAGAAGUCUUGGAUCUGGAUCUGAUAAAGCAGGAAGCAGAGAAUGGGGCCCUAGACAUUUCCAAACUGGCAGAAUUCAUUAUUGGCAUGAUGGGGACACUGUGUGCACCUGCUCGAGAUGAGGAAGUUAAGAAACUAAAGGACAUUAAGGAAAUAGUGCCCCUGUUCAGAGAAAUUUUUUCUGUGUUGGACCUAAUGAAAGUGGACAUGGCCAACUUUGCUAUCAGUAGUAUCAGGCCUCAUCUCAUGCAGCAGUCAGUUGAAUACGAAAGGAAGAAGUUUCAAGAGAUUUUGGAGAGGCAACCAAAUUCCCUGGACUUUGUCACCCAGUGGCUGGAAGAAGCCUCAGAGGACCUUAUGACUCAGAAGUAUAAACACGCCCUGCCAGUUGGGGGAGCAGCUGCUGGCUCUGGGGACAUGCCCAGGCUGAGCCCUGUUGCUGUCCAGAAUUACGCUUAUCUGAAGCUUCUGAAGUGGGACCACCUCCAGAGGCCGUUCCCUGAAACAGUUUUAAUGGACCAGUCUCGCUUCCAUGAGCUCCAGUUGCAGCUGGAACAACUGACCGUCCUGGGGGCUGUGUUGCUGAUCACCUUCAGCAUGGCAGCCCCAGGAAUUUCCAGCCAGGCCGACUUUGCUGAGAAACUCAAGAUGAUUGUGAAGAUUUUGCUAACAGAUAUGCACCUACCCUCCUUCCAUCUGAAGGACGUCCUCACUACCAUCGGGGAGAAGGUGUGCCUAGAGGUGAGCAGCUGCCUCUCCCUGUGUGGGUCCUCCCCCUUCACCACGGACAAGGAGACCGUGCUCAAGGGCCAGAUCCAGGCCGUGGCCAGCCCCGAUGACCCCAUUCGCAGGAUCAUGGAAUCUCGAAUCCUGACCUUCUUAGAAACCUACCUUGCCUCGGGUCAUCAGAAUUUUUUUUUUUUUUUUUUUGGGGGACUCAGUCCAGUUCAGAGAGAGCUUUUUUUUUUUUUUUUUUUAUUUGCUCGCCUGGUCAACUAUAACAAGAUUUUUUUUUUUUUUUUUUUUGAUGCAAUCCUCAGAAAAAGAUGGAUAUCUUUUGGCAAAUUCUUUGGGUCCAGCAAUACUGAUAUGAGUCCUUGGAACUGUAGGACUGACUAUCCCAUGAGUCUGCACAUUAGAUUUCCAAAGGUAAGUUCACAUGUCUAACAUGCUGCUUGUUGAACUGUUUAACAAAAGGAAUGAUCAAAUAUCAGGCAGAAUCACCUUAAAAACUAAAAAUUCAUACAUAUCUGUAGCAGUUAGAGCAUUCAAAAAUGUUUUCUUCUAAUGAGAAUCCUUUUUAUGCUCAAAGAGCUGAUCAUUUCUAGGGUAAAAAAUCUUAUAAAUAAAUGCAAUAGGAACAGUUAUAAUAUACAUAGUAGCCUUAACAAUAAUUGGUACGGUUUGAAUCUGUGUCCCCACCAAAUCUCAUGUCAGAUUGUAAUCCCCAGUGUUGGUGGUGGGGCUUGGUGGGAGGUGAUUGGUCGGGGGAGGGGGACGAAGUUCCCAUGAAUGGGUUAGCACCAUCCCCUCAGUGCUGUUCUUCUGAUAGUGAGUUCUCGUGAAAUCUGGUUGUUUAAAAGUGUGUGGCACCUCCCUCCCUCCUUUCUUCAUCCUGCUCUGGCCAUAUAAAACGUCCCUCUUCUCCUUCAUCUUCUGCCAUGAUUAUACAUUUUCUGAGGCUUCCCCAGAAGCAAAUGCCACUAUUCUAUCUGUA